AUGUCUACCGAUAAUAACGUUAUGGUAGUUAUUAAAAUUAUAAACAACUCUCAAUCGCCACAAAAUACUAGUAAAUUUUGUCGUUUAAAUUUAAAUAAUAAUUUAUCCGAUAUUCGUAAAAAACUCAAAAAUAGUAAAACCAUUAAUGACAUCGAUACAUUAUUGUUUUCAAAAAAAGAAGGCGACGAAUUUGUUGAAAUAACUGAAGAAGAUUUUCCAUUAGAAGAAAUUAUAGAAGUAAUUAAUAAAACAAAUUCAAAAAGUUAUUAUUUAUAUUUAAUGAAAAGUUUGAAUCCCAGAUGGAAAAUUUUGAAUGAAAAAUUUAAAUUAGAUUAUGGACGCACUAUGAGUUCUGAUGGAAUUAAGAUAGCUAAAAAAAGAGCGUUCAUAUUGAAAGACUGUGAAUUAAUUGAAUUUGGAGCUAAUGGAUAUAAAAAAGGACGUCUUGGAUUUGAAUCAAAAGAGGAUUGGAUGAAAAAAAGUAAUUUAUUUGUUAAUGUUGAUGGUAUUAAUGUGCAUAAUUUUGUGGAGUUUGGAUUAUCAAUUGAAAGUUCACAAAAUAAAAAUUAUACUGAGGAGAUUAAUUCAACUUACCAAUAUACAGAAAUUGCCAAAGUAUCAUUGAAGUUUGAUAAAGAAAAUUUAGUAUUAACUGAUGACUUCAAAAAUAAGGUAACUAAAGCUAUACAGUCUAAAGAUCAUAGAAGCUUUAGGGAAAUUACUGAGGAUUAUGGUCAAUUCAUUCCAACUGAAAUUAUUUUUGGAGGAAGAGUUUGUUUUAAAGAUAUUAAAGUAUCAUCAGAAAAUUCUUCAGAUAAAGCUAAAGGAGGUUCUUUUGGAGUUUCUUUCGGUUCUUCAAAACUACAAAUAGGACGUAAUUCUGGUAAAUCAGAAAAAGAAUCAAAUCUCUGUAAUUCUGAUUGCAUAAGAUUUCUUGGAGGAAAGCAUCCUGAUGACGAAAAUUUUGAUGAAAAAUGUUGGAUUGAAUCUUUAAAAGAUUAUCAAGAUUGGGAUUGUAUAGAAUUUAAAAAUCCCAUUAAUAUAUUUCAGCUUUUAUCUGAUAAUUUAUAUAAAAAAUCCUUUAUAUCUCUUGGAAAAAAAAUUCUUUAUACAGAUACUAAAGAUUAUAAUUAUAUUUUAUAUGGAGCUGGAAUGUAUCAAAUAUUUGAAUUAAAUGAUGAUAAUAUACCGUCACAUAUUUCAAAAAUCAUUCAAAAUAAAAAUGCUGAUUGUGAUAUCUUUGCAUCAGUUAUUAAUACUAAAAAUUCAAAAGAUAUUUUUUUUAAUUGCCAAAUUUUUCAUACCAAUAAUAAUAAAUCAAAUGAAAAACCAAGUAUUAUAAUUCAUAGCAUUCAAAAAGAAUCAAAAGAAUUUCAAAAAUGUGAAUAUAAAUUAAAAAUUAAGAUUAUGAUUAUUGGAUAUGAUAUUAAUUUUUCUUCAAAUAUUAGGGUUGAAUUAAUAAAAAAAAAAUAUAAUUCACAAAAUCAACAUGAAUAUUAUAAUAGUAUGAUAUUACAACCUAUUAAUCAUAACAAUUUAAUAGAAAAAAAUAUUCCAUUUUUUGGAAUUCCUAUAUUAAGCAACUUUAAUUCUUCAAAUAAUUCCAAUAUAAUUGGACACAAUUUUUGCAAAUCAGAUAAUGGACUUAAAAUAUACACAUUUUCUUAUUGUUCAAAAAAGAAUUGUUAUGUUAAAUUACCAAAAUUUACUUUUUGCACACUUAUUAUUUUAGAUAAUAUUUCUAAUACUUGUACAAAAUUACUUCCUUUUGAAUUUAGUAUGAUUAAAAACAAGCCAUUUAUCAAUCUUGAAAAAUUUACUGAAAGUUUAGAUCCAAAAUGGAUUAGUUUAUAUUUACCAAUAGAUAAAGAUUAUAGUCCAAUUUUUUAUAAUCAAAAGAAAAAGAAAAUUAAGGUAAAUUAUAUUGAUUGUAAAUGUAAUAAAACUUGUUUAGUUUGCAAGAGUAAAAAAUUAAAGAUAUCAGAUAAAGAUAAAGCCAUAUGUAUAAUUUAUUCUUUAAGUAAUAACCUUAUUAUAAAAUAA
Molecule: messenger RNA, 2043 nt
Organism: Rhizophagus irregularis DAOM 181602=DAOM 197198
Lineage: Eukaryota; Fungi; Glomeromycota; Glomeromycetes; Glomerales; Glomeraceae
Source: RefSeq, a predicted model, not a curated record